Dentiscutata erythropus is the source of this 1138-nucleotide messenger RNA. NCBI's taxonomy places the organism in Eukaryota, Fungi, Glomeromycota, Glomeromycetes, Diversisporales, Gigasporaceae. The record is from the annotation of a GenBank genome assembly.
AUGUUUUAUAUUCAUGUAAUGAUAGAAGAAUCAUCUAAUGUUCUAUACGAAACUGCAAUUAACAUAGCCCAUAUUGUGAAUAGUGGAACUUUCAGUGACCUGCUAUCUGAAGUUGCUAAUGAUAAAUUUUCAAAUAGAAAAAUUCAAGUCUUCGGGCGUGAAAAAAAAAAAGAUACAUGGACAAUGUUGCAAGAUGGAUUGGAUGAUUAUUUACAGGCGUUAGUUCAAUUAAAUUUUAAAUUUGUUAAAUUUUUACUUGAACAUAUUGAACCACAAGAAAUUCCACAACCUGUAUUGCAAAAUGCAAAUGUAAUAUUGAUGGAUAAUGCAAGACAACUUUUUUUCCCUAAAAAACUAUCCAGAGGCAAUAGUCGUGACUGCCUCUAUAAUGAUCUUAUUGAUCUUCUUAAAGAAAAAGGUGGAGGAUGGCCUGCUGGAUGUGAAAAUACAAGGGGAAAAGUAUUUUUAGAGCAUUUGUCUAGUGCAAUUUGGUAUAUUGAUCCGCACAUCCAAUUGCUUAAAAGUCGUUCAUGUUAUAUACCUUCUUUAUUUCAGCAAUUGCCAAAAUACAAAUCAGAUUCUAUUUAUAAUACAUAUUAUUUUAAAACACAUCACAAAAAAGAAAAACUUUCCUGCCAAAAAUUACUUGAACAUUGCAAAUCUAUAGAGUAUAGUGCUAGUGAAAUAUGGGCGAGUAGAAAAUGUUGGUUAGAAAUUAUUCCUGAGGUUUUUAACCUGGCUAUUAUGAUGCGAAAAUAUGCUGAACAUUUACAAAAAUCUUUACAACUUACUAACAAUGCACAUUAUUCUACUGAGUUAGUUCGUACACCUAGUAAACAUUGUAAACUUAAAAUAAUCUUAGGCAGUUUAAAAAUCGAUUCUAAAUAUGAAGAGCUAGAAAAAAACCUUGCUAAUAGAGAACUUUAUGAUUUUAUUGAAAUUUCUGAGUUUCUUCCAUCAGAAUGUAUUGAGCGUCACCGAUGGAUUAUUCAGCUAAAAUUAUCUUUUUCAAUUUGCUUAUAUAGAUAUAAAAAAGUUUAUCCAUGUUGUAAAACAUGUAAAGAAUUAGGAAAAGAUCAUUUUACUCAAAUUGAAAUUAAGACUAGUAAAAUGAGAGUCAAAAAACGGCCAUUAGAAG